Molecule: messenger RNA, 1708 nt
Organism: Gossypium arboreum
Lineage: Eukaryota; Viridiplantae; Streptophyta; Magnoliopsida; Malvales; Malvaceae
Product: patatin-like protein 2
Exons: 7
Coding region: 219-1496 (425 amino acids)
Biological process (GO): lipid metabolic process
Molecular function (GO): monoacylglycerol lipase activity; glycerophospholipase activity
Source: RefSeq, a predicted model, not a curated record
GCAUCGUUGAAUGAUUCAAUUUAGCAUGCAUGAGAGAGAGAGAGAGAGAGAGAGAGAGAGAGAGAGAAGUAGUGCUGCCUUCAACUGUAUAAAUACCCAUGACAUGCCUUCCUCCAGAGAGCAUCAAACAUACUAACUAACCAGUAAAGCUUUUAGACAUCUGAUUCUACUAGUUCUCUUGCUCAAACCCCGAAUACAUUUCGAUCUCUGUCAUCAUAAUGGGAAGUAUCCCACACGACAAUUUUGCAGUUGCAAGCCCAAAAUCUCCCCUUCAAGCUCCCACCUACGGGAACUUAAUCACUGUUCUCAGCAUUGAUGGAGGUGGAAUUAGGGGGCUUAUCCCCGGAACUAUUCUUGCCUUUUUAGAGUCUCAGCUUCAGAAGCUGGAUGGUGAGGAAGCAAGACUGGCAGACUAUUUUGAUGUCAUAACUGGGACUAGUACGGGUGGCCUUGUCACUGCCAUGCUGACGACCCCAGAUCCCAAUAACGGAAAUCGCCCCCUUUUCGCUGCCAAAGAUAUCAAUGAUUUCUAUCUUGAACACUGCCCAAAAAUCUUCCCCCAAGAUUGCACCCCAUUUGCCCCAGCUACAAAUUUGGUGAAAUCACUAACUGGUCCCAAGUAUGAUGGCCAAUAUCUGCACAAGAUUGUUAGAGAGAAGUUGGGAGAAACCCGAUUGCACCAAACACUGACAAAUGUUGUCAUCCCCACGUUUGACAUCAAACAACUCCAGCCAAAAAUCUUCUCCUCCUAUGAGGUAAAGAACAACCCUUGCAAAAAUGCUUUGCUCUCCGAUAUAUGCAUAGGAACGUCUGCCGCGCCAACUUAUCUUCCAGCCCACCAGUUUGAGACCAAGGAUUCCACUGGCAAAGUUCAAGAAUUCCAUCUUAUUGAUGGUGGAGUUGCUGCUAAUAAUCCCACCUUAAUAGCCAUCAAUGAAGUGAGCAAAGAGAUCACUCGCGGGAGCCCUGAUUUCUUCCCUAUAAAGCCAAACGACUAUGCUCGCUUCCAAGUUUUAUCCUUGGGUACCGGUUCCCAGAAAUGUGAAGAGAAGUACCCUGCUCACAUGGCAGCAAAAUGGGGUCUCUUGGGAUGGUUGACCUGCGAGCACUCCACUCCCCUCAUUGAUGUCUUCAUGCAAGCAAGCAGUGAUAUGGUGGACUUUCACAAUGCUACUGUUUUCAAAGCACUUAAAUCUGAAAAUAGUUAUCUCCGUAUUCAGGAUGAUACAUUGAGUGGGACAGUGGCAUCUGUGGAUAUCGCUACAAAAGAAAACUUGGAGAAUCUUGUAAAAGUUGGGAAAAAUCUGCUGAAAAAACCAGUUUCCAGGGUGAACGUGGAGAAUGGUAAAUUUGAGCCUUCCAAUCAGGGUACAAAUGAGGAGGCGCUCAUCAGAUUAGCGCAAGUGCUAUCUAAGGAAAAACGGCUUCGUGACAUGACAUCACCUCUUGGAAAGCACCAGCUUGUAGGGCAUAGAACAGCUGAUCCAUCUUCUUAAUUUCUUAGGAAUUUCAGAAAUUUAAUUUAAUUAGCUGUUAACUACCCCUAAUUAGCCUUGAAUUAUUUUAUUAUUUGAUUUCAGAAAUUCAUAUAUAUGUAGCAUGUUUUGCCUUCUUUUCUUAAAAAAAAAAAAUUUAGUGUGCGUAGCUAAUGUAUUAAUUACAGCCGUCAAUUUGUAAUCGAUUAAUUAUUUCUUCUUCUUUGUUUAAA